Nicrophorus vespilloides is the source of this 1435-nucleotide messenger RNA. Its product is annotated as transmembrane protein 185B. Bases 167 to 1186 code for a protein of 339 amino acids. NCBI's taxonomy places the organism in Eukaryota, Metazoa, Arthropoda, Insecta, Coleoptera, Silphidae. The transcript is spliced from 7 exons. The record is from RefSeq and is a predicted model, not a curated record.
CAGUUUUUCAACAUGCAAUUUUUAAACAACUUCAACAUUACUUAAACAUUAGACUAUUUCUGUACAUUAAGCAACAGCGCGAAAUUCACUGUAUAUUAUUUUUUUGUGUGGAGGUUAUGUGCAGUUUAGACAAGUAUCAUUUUGUAAAUAGUAAACAUAUUUUAGAAUGAAUUUGCAAUCGCUAUUCCAAGACUUUAAUCCAAGCAAGUUCAUUGUGCAUACCUGUUUAUUGAUAUUCACUGCACUGUUUGCAUUGCGUAUUGACAAUUACCUGACAUGGUCAUAUUGGUGCAUAUUCACACCUAUUUGGGUAUGGAAGAUUCUGGUGAUCCUGGGAGCAGCUGUCGGGAGCUAUGUGUGGUGGAGGUAUCCACAUUUCAGAAUGGAAGGUGAAGCGUACAUCCAUUACAAAUCGAUGCUGAUAUCGCUAGCAUUGCAUUUAAUACUCUUAAUGUUCGAACUGCUGGUAUGCGACAAAUUGGAGUCUAAUAGACAUCUGUGGAUUUUAGUUUUUAUCCCAUUAAUUUUUAUAUCUAUCGUCAGUAUAGCUGUGUGCAUAUGGGCAGUGAAACACGACAGAUCAUUCGAGCUGGAGCUGUUCUGCGCUGUCAACGUAUUGCAAUUCAUUUUUCUUGCGCUAAGACUGGACGGUUUCAUUGCUUGGAGCUGGGAGGUCGUGCUGGUUCCCCUAUGGAUUGUCAUGUGUCUUUCCUUAGUGGGAGUUUUGUAUACAAUAAUAUUCGCCGGUAUACUGUUACGUACACCUGAAGUAAAUGCUCAACAGAGAAGGUCGAGUUUCCAAACUGCAGUAGGAUACACGUUUUUGGUCAUACCGAUAUUAAUAUUUCAAGUACUUUUAGCCAACAAAUUGGACGACGAUAUUAAGAUGAGUUUCACAGCGGUGGUUAGUCCAUUGUUUGUAUCUUUUGUUACUUUAAUCUUAAUGUCGUUCAGCGCCAAAGGAGGAAAUAAAUGGUGGUUCGGGAUGCGCAAGGACUUUUGUUCUUUUGUGCUUGGAGCUUGCCCACUUCUGCAGGAAUACGCAAACAUUGCAUACAGCAGCGAACGAAGGACGAAUGGCGUGGAAAUGCAGCAGCAGGCUGACAAGAGCGAUCCUAGGAAUUUGAAGAAAGCUGAUAUGUUCAAGCCCGUGCUGCCCAUAGUUUCCAUUGAGAUGCCCGACUGAUAAACUUUAGUAUUUUUUUUUUUACCACUUUACAACGUUCGCAAGUGGUUUGACUGUCUGAGAAAAAUCUCGUACCACGUAUCAAUCAAUUGUUUUAGUUAUAAUAUACGUGCGAUGUACUUAAUUUUCGUUUUGCGAUUUGGGAUCAUUUGUGACUAAAACGUUGUUUAAUCCAGCACACGUGUAAAUAAUAUGUUAAUAUAUAUGUAUAGAUUAUGUGCUUCCCUCACUAUUAUUUAUAUGUUAAUA